AUGGCCAAGUCACCGGAACCCAAUGACACCAUCACGACAAGGUACCACUAUUCCCCGCCAUGGGCCGAUUUGAGCAUCAUUGGAGUUGCUGGAAGCUCCGGCUCAGGCAAAUCUAGCAUUUCAGAUGCGAUUGUUAGAAAGCUUAACCUGCCGUGGGUUGUCAUCCUUUCAAUGGACUCCUUUUAUAAAAGUCUCGACGCCGAAUCAUCCAGAAAAGCAUUCGCAAAUGAGUAUGACUUUGACGCACCCGAUGCAAUUGACUUUGACGCUCUUGUCAAUCUCUUACGUGAUUUGAAGGCUGGAAAGCGAGCAGAAAUACCCGUGUAUUCAUUCGUGAAACAUCAGCGCAUGGAAGAGACCACCUCAAUCUACUCUCCCCACGUCCUAAUCCUUGAGGGCAUUUUUGCCCUGUACGACCCUAGAGUAUUAGAGCUGUUGGAUAUGAGAGUAAUUAUCCGAGACGUCCGAGACAGAGGGCGCGAUGUAGAAGGCAUCAUCAAACAGUGGUUGGCUUUCGUGAAGCCAAAUUUUGUCAAGGCAAGCUACCCAAUAAUAUUUUACCGUCGGUCCCCCUGUCAGCUAACCAAUUGCACCUUCAUUCAGUUCGUGGAUCCGCAAAGAAAAGUGGCAGAUAUCAUCGUCCCUCGUGGCGUUGAGAACAAGGUUGCUAUAACCAUGAUGGUUCAGUACAUUGAGCAAAAGCUGCUGGAGAAGUCUAAGCAGCACCGAGCAGCUCUAAGUAGGCUUCAGCUUGAGUCGCUGGAGACACCGCUAUCUAGCAAAGUCAUCUUCAUCGAGCAGACCCCGCAACUGCGCGGCAUAGAUACUAUCUUGCACGACAUAGACACAAGUAGUGAGGACUUCAUCUUCUACUUCGAUCGGCUUUCCGCCCUUCUCAUUGAACUAGCCCUCAACAAUGUCAGGUUCGAGUCAACCACAAUCACCACCCCUCAGGGCUACACCUACAACGGCCUUCGCCGGGCACAGGGCGACGUCUCGGCCAUCGUGCUGGAGCGCGGCGGCGCCGCCCUUGAGGUGGGGCUUAAGCGUGUGAUCCCCGACUGUAAGACUGGCCACAUAGUUAUCGAGUCCAACGUCAGGACGGGCGAGCCCGAGCUCAAGUACCAGAAGCUGCCGCGCGAUAUCCAAUCCCACGGCAGCGUGCUCCUGCUCGACUGCCACAUGUCAUCGGGCGGGUCUGCCCUGAUGGCGGUUCAGGUCCUGCUGGACCACGGGGUGGCGCAAGAUCGCAUCGUCCUGGCGACCUACUCGGCCGGUCGCAUGGGCCUGCAUCGGCUGACGACGGUGUUUCCCGACAUCACGGUGGUGGCAUGCAAGCUUGUGCAGGACAUUGAGGAACGCUGGAUCGAAAAGAAAUAUUUCAGGUGCUGA
This is a messenger RNA of Pyricularia pennisetigena, 1392 nucleotides long. RefSeq lists its product as uncharacterized. Gene Ontology annotation, cellular component: cytoplasm. Gene Ontology annotation, molecular function: kinase activity; ATP binding. Bases 1 to 1392 code for a protein of 463 amino acids. The record is from RefSeq and is a predicted model, not a curated record. NCBI's taxonomy places the organism in Eukaryota, Fungi, Ascomycota, Sordariomycetes, Magnaporthales, Pyriculariaceae. The transcript has 6 exons.